Messenger RNA from Botrytis cinerea B05.10, 1992 nucleotides. RefSeq lists its product as hypothetical. The transcript has a single exon. The record is from RefSeq and is a predicted model, not a curated record. NCBI's taxonomy places the organism in Eukaryota, Fungi, Ascomycota, Leotiomycetes, Helotiales, Sclerotiniaceae. Bases 377 to 1627 code for a protein of 416 amino acids.
GGCGCGCGAAAUUAAUCGUGCUGAGCUGAGAAGAUGAUUUGUCGGAUUCCGCACUGGUAACUCUAUUUUAGAGAGAUAGACGUCUCACGUUGGAUUUAUUUUGGGGGCGGGGUAACCUAUCUAUCUACCGAUACUAAGGUAUCUAUCUAUUCAGAAAUAACUGCAUGAUUUAACAUUUGUUUGUUUCCCAGGUGUGUUUUUUGGAGCCGAAUAAGUUCGUCUCAUGCUAUAGAUCUCCAGUUUCAUAGAUGCCACUGUCGUAUUAAUUUUCCUUGCGCUUCUUCAUCGACUGCAGUAUCUUGAUAUUGAGCCUUGGGAUCUAUUUCCUUUGGAUCGACCACUUAUUAAACUUCACUUACAAGCAUCAUCUCGCACCAUGUCUAAGAGAACCGUCUUCACGACGGUAACGCCGUUACCAACAGGUAUCACACGAGAGACAGUUAUGGAAACUUUGCGCUCGCAUGUCGAAAUGAUAGAUUUGAAUCCUCUAGUGGAAGAACGUCAUCCGAUCAAGCCUCCGCCAAAUGCUACUGCCGAAGAAUAUCACUGUUUAUGGUACUCUUUGACAGAUCGAGUUCAAUACCUUCCCGGGGGACUGAUGUCCGGAAAAGUCUCGUAUACCUGCUGCUUUCACGAUCUAGAAAAUGGAUUGCAAACACACUGCUAUGCGCCUAUGGGGUUGAAUAUAAGAGGGAAGUGGACUCUCGGUGGAUCGUUACCCGGAGAACCAGUUGCGCCAGUCGAAUUGGGAGCUAAUGUACCUUUACACGGGUUAUGGUUGAGAGAAGAUGUCGAUAUGAGAUGCAAUAUUGUUAUGACAAGUUUCGUCAAGAAAACCCUCAAGAAAUCACACUCCGCAUUAGUCAACCGUCUACUGGUUAAGGCUCAACUUCUUGAUCGCUCUAUCAGCAACGCUCGACUGAAUGAGAGAACCUUCAGUACACCAGAACUUGCCACAAAAAGACCACGACCCUUUUCAUCACAAACGCCCUUGUCACAACCAUCAACUGCAUACUCUCAAAGCAGCGAUUAUGAUGACGAUAGUGCGUAUGCAGAGUCUGAAGCUAGCUCACCACAAUAUGCGGAAUUUGCUGCGCAGAACACACCAGCUCCGCAGACAUCAAAGGUGUGCUCGCCUAUAAACUUACAGAAUUCGCAACUACAGACCUCGCAAGUACAUCCCGCUCUUCGCGUUGGCCCACCUCAACCUCAAGCGAAACCCGAGUUUAACGAAAACUCCAUCUAUCCCAAAUACGAUCCCUCAGCUUAUCCUCGAGCCCCCGACGUCCGCCGCGAAAGUGCAUCAUCUUGGAACGAUUCUAUCCAGAGCCAAGGAAAUUCGACAGGUCGCAUGUCUUACCAGAGUUCUGCUAACGACAUGCACAACUAUAACAGGGCAAGAGUGGCAUCAUGGCAAACUCCUUCCGGAAGCAACAUGUGGAAUUCGUCUCGGCCACUAAACCCAGGGACCCAAGGAGCUACAGCUCAUUAUCGUAGUGCCUCUUCUCAGUCUACACACAGGAAUCCGAAUCCUGCGCAUGAAAGAAGGGAUGAGCCAGGAAGACAAGAUAUGAGAAAUAAGGUGAUUCCACCUCCACCGACUUAUCAUGCCGAGCUGGAAGGGUAAAUUAUACAGCGCUAAGCGAGGAGGAACUGUUGAGGGAGAACAACAUCGGUUCUGGCGCUGAGGAUACAUUGAUCUUUGGAAAUGGUAUGAUAUUGAGGGCGUAGUCGCAGCUACUUGACUUAUGGUGUUAAGGCAUGGAUUAAUAUGAUACCCGUAGGAAUUUGUGGGAGGUUAUGAUCCAAUGAAAGGGAAUGUUGGGAUGGUUCCAAGCUAUGGAGUACAUAUUGAUUAUGAAUUGAUAUACUUAUAUCUCAAGAAACGGACAUCGUUGGAGCCAAAAGUGAUUUAAUGGUAAUGAAUGUAUAAGAGAACCUAUAAGAGUUGAAACGUAAAACGUAGAAUUCCAAUCAUCAGAGUGAGUUUGA